UUCCCUCCCAACCAGUAAGCGGCAGCAACGCAUUCAAAAGGUUUGGUUUGGGAACGGCGAGAGAGUGAGGCUUGAGUGAGAGAAAGAAGUGGGGACUCGGGAGACCGGAAGCGGCGAUGGAUCUGAAGCAAGCGGGAUCCUCCCUCGACGCCGUCGUCUCCUCCUUCCACACCCGCAUCGUCGAACUGCAGGAGCUCGUCAUUGCCCGCAACAUGUAUCCCUCCACCAGCAUGCCCGAUCUGUCGGCGGUCGACGCGACCCUGAAGACGAUGGAGUCGCAGAUCCAGGCGAUCAAGGACCGACUACAAGAGGAGAGAAACGCUAUCCCUAAGGCCAAGAAACUCAUCGAUCUGUCCCAGCGGCAGCAAAGAAAGCUGCAGCACAUGCUCGCCCAUAUGCCGCCUUCGAUGCUUAAGAACCAAAGCCGAUCGGUUCAAAACCCCUCUUCGAGCUUGGUGCCUGAUGAUUCGGGUCCCGAUAUAUUGCACGAGCCUUGUCAUCUCAAGGAGGAGCCUGUUGCUAUGCUCAAGGGGAAGAAGGGUCCAUCUCCUGCACCGCGGUGGUAUAUUUCUGCCGAGGAACUGGAUUCACUGUCUUCUUAUAUGAGGGGAAGGCUUACUUUGGACAAGGUCAAUAUUGCUAUCAAUGAGAUAGCUAUGUAUGCAGAAGCAAAUUCUCAUCUCGUCUCAUGCCCAAAGAAGAAGCUAGCUGAAGACACCUGGGAAAAAGCUCUUGAACUAAGAGACAUAGCAACAACUGAAGCAGUGAAAGGCAAGCACUUUUUCCUGGAAACAGACAUAAAAGGACCAGGACUGAAACUUGACAAUACGGGAAAAGCAAUUUUGACAGUCCUUCGCCAUCUCGGCCGUAUUCUUGAAGCUCGCAUCGGUCAUCACCGUGUGUUUAUCCUCUCAAAACCUCAUUGAUGCCUUUAUCAUUCAUGGAUAAACUUCCACAACUGCCUUCUUUAUGUCCUUCACAAAGUUGCUGGCAUUCAGAAUUCACGUGGGUCGUCAGUGCAUGUCAAUUCCUCACUAUACCUGAGUGAUGGUUUCCUAUCUCAACUUGCAUUCAGAAAAAUUGAGUGAUCAAGCCAUUGAUCUCAUUGUUUUUCUAGUAGCUGAUUUCCCAGCAUGUUUAAGAUUGGCUAUGAUUUGCCUAAACAUGUGAAUGGAGUAUCUAAUCUAUUUUCUAGAAUGAAUGGUCUUGAGAAUAUGGCUCCUAAAAUCCUAAUACAGCAAGGUAACUUUUUUUUUUUUUUUCUCAAUGACAGUUAUUCUGGUCUUACCAACCAUCAUGUUUACUCCAGACAUUAUCUCAAGCAAAUCUUGUUUUUUAUAUUUCAUUUAUUCUUAUGCUAUGUAAGUAAAGAUUUUCAGUUUCUGUAUUGACCUUUAGAGUUGGUGCAGGAUCUAAAGCAUCAUGUCCGAUUUCUGUUGGUUAUAGAGGUUGUCAUUAAAAUUUCAAUCAGUUAAACAAUGCAUCUCAGAAGUCAUCCUUGCUCUAAAUUUUGAGUUGUUGCUGGUAUUCAGUAUAAUAUUAUGAAGAUUCUUGCAUCUGCCCUAAUUACCUAUUAUUCUCAAUGUGUAUCUGCCGGACAUUUAUUCUAUGAUUCGCAUGCCGGACAUUUAUUGACAUUCCGUCAUAGCCGUCUCUUGUUAGUAUGGGCUGUCAGCCCAUGGUCCUUUGAGUUGGUGUGUCAGUGGACUCGGAAACAUGGUCACAGACACGCUGUAGCCGUUCUCGGAUCCGGAUCCACAAUAUUUUAUUGGAUUCACGUUCGCAGGUGGAGACGACCCGAUAUGGCCCUUGCUACCGCAGUCCCCGAGGAUCCAGUUGAUUUUGGAUUCGACUAUAAGGUCGAAGCGAUGACCUCCGGUCGCAUGCCUCUUCGAGCGGAACAACGUCCCACGGCAGACGAAGCAGACGCACGAUGCGGUUUGGCCCGUUGCGCCGCCCCCGCCAUCCUCUCGGGCUCUGGUAUGGGCCUCUCCGUCGGCAAGCACAUCGUCUCCGGCAAGCCCGUAAGCUCUUCUCCCACUCAAGUUUCUGAUCCAUGUCGUUUUUGGUCCAUCUUGUAAGCUGCCCGUUUACAACGAUCGGGUUCGGCCGAGAACUGGACCUAUCGCCUCGCCCCUACCAUUAUCGGGAAGCACGAGGCGUUAGCGUGGCUAUGCGAAGGGCUGGGCUUCUUCGCGUCGCUCGGUUUGCACGCCGUCUUGAACGACAAAGCCUCCAAGAUACCUUUCGCAUCAGAAAUCUAACCGUAUGGCAAUCUGUAUCGAGCUUGGUGGGAACCACAAGAUGUUCCUCAAAUCCCUGCAAGAGCUUCGAGUUAACUAGACAUUCAAGUUGGCCCGUGGAUUGCGGAGUUGAAACUUGUGUUCAGAAGCAAAAGCCGGUACAAGGGGAGCACAUAGCAGAUCAAGACAGAAGAGUAGGAUCCAGUGUCUGUCAAAUGGCUGUUGUUGGACUGCUCUGGUUGCUAUCUAUGCAAGGCCAGGUGGGCCUUUAACGAAGCUGAGGUUGGUGUCAGGUUACUUCAUGUCGGCACAAUCGAUCCUUUCCUUCACUAAAAUUAUUGUCAUGGUGGAGAGGUGAUGGUUGAUUCAUGUCGAGACGAACAAGAAUGGGAAAUCAAUUUACAUACCAGCAAAUUUCUCUGAACUAAUUAACAUUUUAUGGUAUGGCUCAAGUAUUCUUGAAUGGUUCUCAUUCAGUAUCUAAUCCACGCUGAGAGCCAAAUGCUGGGAAACUCCAACAAAGUUCAUAACAGUGAUUUGGGUAAAACCCAAGAAAGUUCGAUAUGUGGUUGUUGUGAUUGGCUUGCUUAAUCGUGUUCAUUGUUUAAAUUGUGAUACAGUCUUGUGUUCAGUUUUCACCUUUAAGGACUGAAGCUAUGCCACAGUCUCUCUCUCUCUCUCUCUCUCCCCGUACGUGAGCGAGAGAGAGAGAGAGAGAGAGAGAGGGGUUUGAAUCGGUGAAUAAUGGUGGAAAGAUCACAGUGCAGAACCAUGACGAGCGCAUGCGGCACAAAGCGCUACAGGACGAAGCACCGAACCCUAUCUCCAAUCUCCAGCUUGCAUGUCUGGCCCACCUGCUCACAUGCAUUGCCACUGUACCACAAAUUGCAGUACUUCUCUAUAAAACCCUAACUUCUCAUUGCGCCACUCCCAAGCCAAAGUACACUCCUACGUAUUCCUUCCGUUCCUCGUCCAAGUUACUCGACAGGAGAUGGCUUCUUCCUCCACCGCUCUACUCCUCUGCCUCAGCCUCCUCUUCUUCACCUUGGUCUCCUCCAGCUACUGCCCG
Musa acuminata AAA Group (dessert banana) is the source of this 3312-nucleotide messenger RNA. Its product is annotated as spindle and kinetochore-associated protein 1 homolog. The record is from RefSeq and is a predicted model, not a curated record. The transcript has 13 exons. Gene Ontology annotation, biological process: chromosome segregation; cell division; mitotic cell cycle. NCBI's taxonomy places the organism in Eukaryota, Viridiplantae, Streptophyta, Magnoliopsida, Zingiberales, Musaceae. Gene Ontology annotation, molecular function: microtubule binding. Bases 117 to 926 code for a protein of 269 amino acids. Gene Ontology annotation, cellular component: outer kinetochore; mitotic spindle; spindle microtubule.